Pleurotus ostreatus (oyster mushroom) is the source of this 564-nucleotide messenger RNA. RefSeq lists its product as uncharacterized. The record is from RefSeq and is a predicted model, not a curated record. Lineage: Eukaryota; Fungi; Basidiomycota; Agaricomycetes; Agaricales; Pleurotaceae. The transcript has 2 exons. Bases 1 to 564 code for a protein of 187 amino acids.
AUGUCUCAUGUCGUCUCCAAGCCCCCUGUAGCCCCCCACACAGCAAAGGGACACACAAAUGAGUCAAAGAAAGAGCGACGCGCCUCGAAUUUCCCUGCCUUCUUCGCCAAUUAUCCUGAGUUCCAGUACAACCCGGCAAAAUCUGCCAUCCUCGAAUUCAACCGACUUUGCAAAUCUUGGCGAAAGAAGGCACACCAAGACUUUAAAGACGCGAUGGUGAAGGAGUUCAAUGAUAUCUAUGGGACCGACGAAAGCAAUAUCGAUUCUUGGCGCAAGAUAUGUAUCGUUUUGGACAUAGAUCCCUUGCCUGACACUGUUCAGGAAGCGAGAGAUGCAAUUUUGUCGAAGCAUAUCAAUCUCGUUGACCUCACCGAAAAUCCUAGGGGCCGUGUCCGCAUUUUUGAUUCACUUAAAGCCCUCAGCACGUACACCAAACGCACAGAAAAGUAUUUCCCAAAGAAAAAUGCGUACGCAGGGGGACUUCUGAAGUACCUGCUUCGGGAGAUUCAUUCCAAGUACGCAGGACAUAGGAAACCUGGUGAUCGCCGUCGCCACCACCAGUAG